Molecule: messenger RNA, 1543 nt
Organism: Dromiciops gliroides (monito del monte)
Lineage: Eukaryota; Metazoa; Chordata; Mammalia; Microbiotheria; Microbiotheriidae
Gene: NQO1
Product: NAD(P)H quinone dehydrogenase 1
Exons: 7
Coding region: 1-1176 (391 amino acids)
Biological process (GO): translation
Cellular component (GO): ribosome; cytosol
Molecular function (GO): structural constituent of ribosome; NAD(P)H dehydrogenase (quinone) activity
Source: RefSeq, a predicted model, not a curated record
AUGACAAACACAAAAGGAAAAAGGAGAGUAACAGGAUAUAUGUUUUCUAGGCCCUCUGGAAAACGUGGUAUUGUCCCUUUGGCUACGUAUAUGCGAAUAUACAAGACAGGUGAUAUUGUAGCUAUCAAGGUGUCCUCGGAUAAUCCCGCCCACCACAAACUCGGGAAUUCGCUCUAUCCGCUGCCGGCUCCUCCCCGAGGUCUUCCUACUCUAAGUGGGCUGGCCCAGAGGCACGGAACUAUAAACGCCGCUCGCUGCCUGGGUCGGUAUCUCUUGACCACUCUUGGCCACCGCUCCUCUGACCAAUCGGAGGGUCCCUGGAAGCUACCAUCGCCCCGCCCUGCAAGACUGAUGGCUCUCAAGAAAGCACUGAUAGUUCUGGCUCAUUCGGAGAAGACAUCCUUCAAUUAUGCCUUGAAAGAGGCGGCUAAGGAGGCUCUAAAGAAGAAAGGCUGGGAUGUCACAGUGUCGGACCUGUAUGCCAUGAAUUUUAAUCCAUUGAUCUCCAAAAAUGACAUCACAGGUGGCCUAAAGGACCCUGACAACUUUAAGUAUCCAGUUGAAUCUGUGCAGGCUUACAAGGAGGGGCGACUGAGUGCAGACAUUGUCGCUGAACAGAAGAAGCUAACAGAUGCAGAUCUUGUGAUAUUUCAGUUUCCACUGCAGUGGUUUGGGUUGCCUGCUAUCCUGAAGGGUUGGUUUGAGAGAGUUUUCAUCGGAGAAUUUGCCUAUUCCUACGCCACCAUGUAUGACAAAGGACCCUUUAAGAACAAGAAAGCUGUGCUCUCCAUCACCACUGGAGGGUCUGGUUCUAUGUAUUCACUGUUCGGUGUCCACGGGGACAUGAAUGUCAUUCUCUGGCCAAUCCAGAGUGGCAUUUUGUAUUUCUGUGGUUUUCAAGUCUUGGAACCCCAGCUUAUCUACAGCAUUGGGCAUACUCCAGCAGAUGAACGGCUUCAGAUCCUAGAAAGAUGGAAAAAACGCCUGGAAAACAUCUGGGAAGAGAAGCCACUGUUCUUUGCUCCAAGCAGCAACUUUGAUCUGAACUUUCAGUCAGGAUUCUUGCUGAAAAAGGAAGUUCAGGAAGAAGAGAAAAAAAAGAAAGUUGGGCUUUCUGUUGGCCACCACUUUGGCAAAGGCAUCCCGACUGACAACCAAAUCAAAGCCAAGAAAUAGGACAAUACAAAACUUAUUUUCUUCUAAGAAUUUAUCUAAUUAACUUUUAAUUUUUAAAGUCUUUUCAACCUGAUUCUUUAGAACUCCCCCUCCUCUAUUUUUGGAGAUUGAGUGAGGACAACCGUUCAGUGGCACUCAAAAGCUGUUACACACUUUUUUGUAUUUGAAUUCUUAACUCCAGCAGAUUGUAAGAAUGGGUUGGGUAAUCCUAAUGUAGUUCCUAAUUCUUUUUGUUACUGGAUUUUACCUAUACAGUGUGUCAAACACUGGAGAUUAAGUAGAAUUUUUAUUGUUGCAGAACAAGAGUUGAAAUGUAUGCACAACAGAACAUUGCAUAUGUAUUUUAAAAUAAAAAAGUUUAUUCACA